AUGGAAUCCCCCGACGUCUUCACCCUCCUCCCCCUCUCCAUCGACGACGCCACAAACAUAACUGCCACACCCCCCAGCAGCAACGCACUAGAAACCGAGCUCGCGGCCCUAAACGCCCUGCACCGCAACCUCCUCCUCGUGGAGACCCCCACAGGCACGCCCCCACCGCCCGUGCCCGUCAACCCCAAGCGCUCCGCCCAGAUCGGCAAACUACGUGAAUCCGGCAACGCUGAAUACAAAAAAGGCCAACACGGCGCGGCUAUCAAAUUCUACACGCUCGCAAUCGACAUGGCGCUCGCGCGUCCCUCGUGGGAGCCCUCGGGUCUCGUCCGCGAAGAACUAUCUGGUCUGCUCAGUAAUCGCGCGCAGGCCAAUAUGUCGAUGCAGAAUUGGGCCGAGGGGUCUGUGGACGCGGAGGCGAGUGUUGAGAUGAAGAAAGUUGGGAAUGCUAAGGCGUGGUGGAGGCGGGGCAAGUGUCUGCUUGAGAUGGGUAGGUUGGAUGAGGCUGAGGCGUGGGUUAAGACGGGCUUGGAGUUUGAGGCCACGGAACAGGAUUUGGUGGGGUUGAAGGAUGAGAUUGAGAAGAAGCAGAGGGUUAGGGUGUAG
Molecule: messenger RNA, 606 nt
Organism: Pyrenophora tritici-repentis Pt-1C-BFP
Lineage: Eukaryota; Fungi; Ascomycota; Dothideomycetes; Pleosporales; Pleosporaceae
Biological process (GO): protein folding
Cellular component (GO): nucleus; cytosol
Molecular function (GO): Hsp70 protein binding; Hsp90 protein binding
Source: RefSeq, a predicted model, not a curated record